AUGAGGAGAGUUCAAGGUGGGCUUCCAGCAACGAACAUUGUUCUUGCCGAAGAACAAAAUGCUGAAGAUCAAAAAGAAGAUCGCGAUGUCACUAUCAACGUCCCGGAGGAGACAGACUUCGCCGAUGCUGCUGUCAAUUACAUCGAAGCUGCUGCCGAUAUUCCCUACGCAACAGCAGCCAAGAUCGCCAUGAAUCUCAUCAUGUCGCAUGAACUCGGCCAGUAUCGGCCUCAGGGGAUGGAAACAUGCGCCCUAUGCGAGGAGAACGACAGUGUUGACGAUGACAGGAAGAGACACACCUACACCGUUGGACACCUCCGCGAGCAUGUCGCCCAACGCACUCACCAGGAUCGUGACGCGGGAAUGGCAGCGGAUCCUAACGACCGCGACUUCACAUGUCCUUACUGUUUGGAGGCCGCGGGCGAUUCUGAGACUUUCAAGGCCAUGAAGAAGUUGACUCUGCACAUAUGGCGCUCAAACAGCACGAACAUCACGGGCAAGAAUGAUUGGACCACUCCGGAGAACAGUGCCAAGCACGACAGGCUCAAGGCUGAGGCCAGCUGGGACGACGAGAACUGGCAGGUGAACACAUCCUCGAAUGCGAAGAUGUCAGUGGUUCCGCAUCCCGCCCCAUCUUCGUUUGAAAUUGCUAACCGUUUUGUGAUCAGGGGCGCCACACAGCGAGCCAAGACUCAACUUGCUGCUCGCAAGAUAGAGGCGCAGAAGUCCGACAGUUGCAAGCGCAAGUUCGAGCAGCCCGUGCCUGUGCCGGGACAAUCGGGAAUCGUCUGGGCCCAGCCUGGCCAAGUUGUUGGCGAGGACCUCGAGAACCCGGGUCCCGGUAUCAUUUUUGGCGCUGCGCCUGGUUCGUCCGGCUACAAGCCACCUAUCAAGCCCAUUCCUGGCGUGAUCACCAACGCACCUCCUCCAGGCUCCCCAGGAUGGAAGCCAACGGUUACGGAGCCUCCACGUGGAGCGUGUUGA
Molecule: messenger RNA, 984 nt
Organism: Colletotrichum chrysophilum
Lineage: Eukaryota; Fungi; Ascomycota; Sordariomycetes; Glomerellales; Glomerellaceae
Exons: 2
Coding region: 1-984 (327 amino acids)
Source: RefSeq, a predicted model, not a curated record